Messenger RNA from Asterias rubens (European starfish), 572 nucleotides. Its product is annotated as cystatin-C-like. NCBI's taxonomy places the organism in Eukaryota, Metazoa, Echinodermata, Asteroidea, Forcipulatida, Asteriidae. Bases 90 to 494 code for a protein of 134 amino acids. The record is from RefSeq and is a predicted model, not a curated record. Gene Ontology annotation, molecular function: cysteine-type endopeptidase inhibitor activity. The transcript has 3 exons.
CCUAUAUAGAGAUCAGUGGUCUAGUCCUGCGUCACGUCAAAAAAAGAAAACGACAAGAAUCUGUAUCUUAGCAUUAAAAUAAUUCAACCAUGCAGUCCAUACUGAUUCUGUCCCUUCUAGUAGGGAUACUACUUGUUGUUCCAUCAUUAGUUGUAGAAGGGGGACUUCUAGGUGGCUUGGAACCUGCAGAUGAUCACGAUGAUGGGGUUGUCCGUGCGGCACAUUUCGCUGUCGUGGAACUCAACAAGAAAUCAAAUGCACUCUUCGCGAGCAAGCUGACUGACAUAAAAUCUGCUAAAAAACAGGUUGUUCAAGGAAUGAGGUACUAUCUUUCCUUUGAGAUGUCCCAGACCAAAUGCAAACUCAAUAAUGGCCUUGUCCUAGACCUAGAUUCAUGUGAAACGGAUAAUAAAGUGAAGCAGCUCUGUACAGUGAUAGUCUCUGAGUUCAUGGGAAAGAGUAAGCUCGAGGAGUACUCCUGCAAAACAGCCUAAGAAAGUGAGCACUUGGCAGGAUAGAAGGUUUUACAUGUAACUUGAUAAACAUGGUAUUUCAGAAAUAUUAAGAGCAAA